This is a messenger RNA of Capronia epimyces CBS 606.96, 2610 nucleotides long. RefSeq lists its product as uncharacterized. NCBI's taxonomy places the organism in Eukaryota, Fungi, Ascomycota, Eurotiomycetes, Chaetothyriales, Herpotrichiellaceae. Gene Ontology annotation, biological process: intracellular magnesium ion homeostasis; magnesium ion transmembrane transport. Bases 1 to 2610 code for a protein of 869 amino acids. The transcript has 3 exons. The record is from RefSeq and is a predicted model, not a curated record. Gene Ontology annotation, molecular function: magnesium ion transmembrane transporter activity. Gene Ontology annotation, cellular component: plasma membrane.
AUGCAUCCCCUCUCACCCUCCACUGGUAACUUGUCCCCGCGGGCUGGCGAGGCACGCGACCAGUCUCGACCACGAAUAAACGCCCCUGCUCCUGCAGCCAGUCAACCCUCCGCCAUCCCUACUGUCCCUACCACCCCGGCCGAUGGCAAGAAGAAAAGAAAACACCGCGGAGGAAAGAAGAGAAGGAACCGCCGACAGUCCUUUGCCGCACCCUCUGAAGCCUCUGCCGUGCCGAGUCUGGAUGGAGCGGCGCCCGAAGACCCUCUGAUCGAGGAAUCGCAAGAGUCGGGGUCCCUACGGCCGCCCUUCUACAAAUCCAACACCGGCAAUCUGAGCGGAGGCAGUCUCAACAGCGAUGCUCUGCUCGAUCAUCGGGACCAGCCGGUCAUGCGGCCUCGACGUGACAGCAGGCCGACCGCCAGCUUUCUCGCCACGUCGUACCGAAAUGGCCCCCUCUCGACCUUGGAUACGGGUGCCCGACGGAGGCAUCGCAGUCAACAAGAUGUGUCGAGCCCGCAUGGUUCGGAGUAUGACAGUGUCAACGAUCGGACACCGUUGAUCUCAGGCAGCCGUCAACGCAAAAGCCCGGUUGAGACUGGCUAUGGACUUUUUAGAGCCAAGUCCAACACCUCCACUGUGUCAACCGGGUCCAAGCAGCAGAAGAAGCGAGCGAUUGGAACUGCCCAGUCAUUGCCGAAGUCUGAGCCAGAGUACGACAUCAACAAUCCUCCCUCCGUGCCCCCAAGCCCCACAUUUGGCGCGCAAUUUGACGAUGUGAUGGUCGACGAGGGUAACUUUCUGGAUCGACCUCCAGAGAGCCGGAGAACCCAUCCAGCGACCAACAAGGAUGUCUUGGUGGAUAUCGACGGCGAUGGGGAUGCACAGCCUAAUUCGGCCCCCCCAAGCCCUCGACUGCGACCAGAAGGCAUCCAGCGACACCGGGCCAUGACCUCCGCCGAAGAGGAUGUAUGCUUCCCCACCGAUGCGGUUUCGGAAGUUGGCGACGAGUAUUACAAUCAGUCUCAGCCGCAAGGCCCCUUUGCCACCGGUGGACGACGGAGGCGACGAGAUCGGGAGUGGCCUCAGCUUUGGGUGCUGGAUGAAUGGAGUCGCGUCGAGAAAGAGGAAAGGGCGGCCGGAGAGCGACGGGCCAAGAAAAUCAGUGAGCCGGUGUUCGUGGAAGGGAGGCUCAGGCCAUCCAAUACCGCGUGGCAUCGGAUGCAGGAAGAUGUUCAGUAUCGAUACACGUACUUCAACGAGGAGUUCGAGAGUACGAUUCACGCCCAGACGAUAUCAGAGCUGGUCCAGCCCGGAGGCACUUUCCGCGAAUUGUUCAUUCCGGACCCCCCUGAGCUGAGUGACUCCAGCAGCAGCGAAGACGAGGACUUGUUGGACCCCGAUCAGACGGCCGAGAACCUAAGCGGUGCCCCGAGUCCCAAGUCCCAAUCCGGACUGACGGCGCAUGCUGGAAAUUCCACCCUUACAGAGGGUAUCAAAUCGCGGUUGGAAGCGAAUGGCAAGAUUUCGGAGCAGUCCUCAGGGUCAGCUACGCCGCGAAGACAGGCGCUUCCCAAGCGGGCGGCGAAACCCAAGAAAUAUGGUCCUCGUCCGACCUUCUGGCUUGAUGUGCUCUGUCCCACGGACCAGGAAAUGCGCGUCCUCAGCAAGACGUUUGGUAUCCAUGCCCUCACCUCCGAGGACAUCAUGAUGCAGGAAGCCCGAGAGAAGGUCGAGCUGUUUCGGAACUACUAUUUCAUCAACUAUCGGACGUUUGAGCAAGACACCAACAGCGAGGACUACUUGGAAGCCAUCAACAUGUAUGUGUGUGUGUUUCGGUACGGCAUCGUGACGUUUCAUUUCUCUCCGAUCCCCCAUCCUGCCAACGUACGACGGCGGAUUCGACAGCUUUCCGACUACCUUAUUCUCAGCGCGGACUGGAUCUCAUACGCCAUCAUUGACGACAUCACCGAUGUCUACCAACCGUUGAUUACCAGCAUCGAGCAAGAAGUCGAUCAGAUCGAGGAUCUCAUUCUCCGAUCCUUCCACAGCCGGAGCGAAUUGGUUGGCCAUGGGGGGGAGAAAGGCUCGGAUCACGGGUCGGAGGCGGAGGAGCCGGAAAUCGGCGGGAUUGACAUGCUGCUGCGGAUUGGCGAAUGUCGCAAGAAGGUCAUGUCCCUCUAUCGCUUGCUCGGAACCAAAGCAGAUGUGAUCAAGGGCUUUGCCAAGCGCUGUAAUGAACAAUGGGAAGUCGCCCCCAGGUCGGAGAUUGGUCUAUACUUGGGUGACAUCCAGGACCAUAUCUUGACCAUGACCGGGAACCUCUCUCACUAUGAGACUCUCCUUGCUCGGGCACACGGCAACUAUCUGGCCCAAGUGAGCAUUCAUAUGAACGAACGGCAGGAAGAGACUGCGGAUGUGCUUGGCAAGUUGUCCGUCCUUGGGACGGUAUGCCUCCCUCUUACGUUAAUCACGGGGCUGUUCGGUGCAAACUUCAAGGUUCCUGGACAAGACAUUGACAACCUUAACUGGUUUUGGGCGACCACGGCCGGGCUGCUCUUGUUUGGAGUGACUUGCUUCUACUGGUGCAAGAAGGUGUACAAGAUCAUCUAA